Pyricularia oryzae 70-15 is the source of this 498-nucleotide messenger RNA. RefSeq lists its product as uncharacterized. The transcript has a single exon. Bases 1 to 498 code for a protein of 165 amino acids. NCBI's taxonomy places the organism in Eukaryota, Fungi, Ascomycota, Sordariomycetes, Magnaporthales, Pyriculariaceae. Gene Ontology annotation, cellular component: extracellular region. The record is from RefSeq and is a predicted model, not a curated record.
AUGCGUCUCUCAACCUUCCUAGUCCCCGUCGCCAGCAUCCUCGGGUUGGCCUGCGCGCAGAUCGGCGCCAUCAACACCGCCCUCGCCGACAUCCGCAACGACGUCGACGCGGUCAAGAACGCCUUCAACGCCGGCACGCCCGCGGGCAUCACCUCGUCCUUCACGGAGCUUGACGACUCCAUCUCGGCCGCCACGACCGUCGUGAACAACAGCCCUGCCAUCGGCCUCCUCGACGCCCUCAGCCUGGCCAACACCAUCGGCAGCCUGCAGACCUCCAUCGACCAGGCCUUCACCGUCCUCAAGGCCAAAAGGACCGCCGUCGACGCCCUGGGCCUCACCGGCGCCGUUAGGACCUCGCUGGUCGGCCAAAGGUCCGCCGUCGACAUGCUCGGUGGCAAGGUCAUCUCCAAGGUGCCCGGCAUCGUUAAGGGUACCGCCAGGUCGUUUAUGGCCCAGCUGGACGCUUCCUACGCCGCGGCUAUCGCUGCCUCCUCGUAG